CUCGCAGCCCACUUCCGGAACGCGUGGGCCCCACUGCGCCUGCGCUUCCCCUUGUGCUUGGCUGCGUCUCGCGUUCUUCCCGGAGCUGCCCGGGCGGCGGGUCUGAAGUCGGCUCCGCGCUGACCACUGACCCCCGUCCCGGGCCCGGCAUGAACCGCUACCUGCUGCCGCUGUCGGCGCUGGGCACCGUCGUAGGCGGCGCCGUGCUGCUCAAUUUUAGAGGCAGAAUCUGGCUCUGUCACCCAGGCUGGAGUGCAGUGGCGCGGUCUCGGCAGCUUUGCCCACCUGGAUUCAGGGACAAUGUUGCCGGUGGGGUUUGCCCCAGCAAGGCCACCAUCCCUGGGAAGACGGUCAUCGUGACGGGCGCCAACACGGGCAUAGGGAAGCAGACCGCCUUUGAACUGGCGAAAAGAGGAGGCAACGUCAUCCUGGCCUGCCGAGACAUGGAGAAGUGUGAGGCGGCGGCCAGAGCCAUCCGCCGGGAGACCCUCAAUCACCAUGUGAAUGCCCGGCACCUGGACCUGGCCUCCCUCAAGUCCAUCAGGGAGUUUGCAGCGAAGAUCAGUGAAGAGGAGGAGCGAGUGGACAUUCUAGUCAACAACGCGGCCGUGAUGCGGUGCCCCCACUGGACCACGGAGGACGGCUUUGAGAUGCAGUUUGGCGUUAACCACCUGGGCCACUUUCUCUUGACAAACUUGCUGCUGGACAAGCUGAAAGCCUCAGCCCCUUCCCGGAUCAUCAACCUCUCGUCCUUGGCCCACAUUGCUGGGCACAUAGACUUUGAUGACCUGAACUGGCAGACGAGGAAGUAUGACCCCAAAGCCGCCUACAGCCAGAGCAAGCUGGCCGUCGUCCUCUUCACCAAGGAGCUGAGCCGGCGGCUGCAAGGCUCUGGCGUGACUGUCAAUGCCCUGCACCCCGGUGUGGCCAGGACAGAGCUGGGCAGACACACAGGCAUCCAUGGCUCCACCUUCUCCAGCACCACGCUCGGACCCAUCUUCUGGCUGCUGGUCAAGAGCCCCGAGCUGGCUGCCCAGCCCAGUACAUACCUGGCCGUGGCGGAGGAACUGGCGGAUGUUUCCGGAAAGUACUUUGAUGGACUCAAACAGAAGGCCCCAGCCCCCGAGGCUGAGGAUGAGGAGGUGGCCCGGCGGCUUUGGGCUGAAAGUGCGCGCCUGGUGGGCUUGGAGGCGUCCCAUGUGUCCUCUGUGAGGGAGCAGCCCCUUCCCAGAUAACCUCGGAAGGAGAUUUGAAAGCGAGGAUGAAGACAGGCUCCAGGAUGGAGCCACGAGACCGAGCACCGCUGUCCGCCACACCCACAGCAUCCUCUAGGGGGCGGUGUUGGCACCACCUGAGCCGGGAGACCCAGGAUUGCCGGCUGCCACAACCGAAGCAUCCUCUAGGGGGCACUGCUGGUCGCGGUGGACUGGCCUGCAGGUGGGCACUGCCCUGGGCUCUGGCUGGUCCCGUGUGCUCUGCUGCCAGCAGGGGAGCAGGGCCAUCUGAUACUUCCUCUGGGAAUCUAAACUGGGUACGGCUGAGGAGGAACAGUCUCUGUGCGCUUGUGGGCGAUGUCAGGAGAGCCAGCGGUGCCCAUGGGGGUGGGCUCCAAGGUGCUCUGUGAAGAGCAUGGGCAGGGUGUCUGACACUCGGUGGAUUCCUGGGUCCCUGUGGGACGUUGUACACGCAUGGUCCUCUCUUGAGCCUUGGUUUCUCCAGCGGUGAGGUGCUCAGAACAGCUGCUCCCUCCUGUGAUGGCGUGGUGUGGCACGCUGUUGUCUGGCCGUUGGCUGUGCACAGCCCUUGCCAGGGGUGCUUGCUGAGGGCUUCCUGUGCCAGAUCCCGGCCAGAGAGCACGUGUCAUCCGAGGUCAAGCUCUGCCUGGAGUGGACUGGGAACUCCACCAGCUGCUGCAAGGACCUGGGAGUGCCUGGGGCUCCCGCCUUCCUGUCAGUUCUCAUCCAAACUGCAGACUCUGAAACUUGCUCAUUUAAAAAAAAAUGCAGCAGAGUCGUAGGUUUUAUUUUUUCCUCUGUGUACGCGGGAACGUCCAUGCGCUGAACAAAGACAACUCAUGGAUUUAUUCCUUUUAGGGACACAAGACAUCAGGUUAUCACCAGGGCACCAGGCCAUGCAGAAGUUCAGACUUUUUAGAGAUGAAAACUCCUCUUACCCCUUUCACAGGCGAUAGUCACUUAAGUCUGGGGCUCUUACAAGACUGAUGUGUUAGAAACUGGGUGGAGGUCGGGUGAGCUGAAGGGGCGCUGGGCUUAGGUGCAGAACUGAAGAAGGCACUAAAAAGCUCAGUCAUUGGGAUACAAAGAGUUUUCCAGUAUUUUUCUUUGGGAUAUUGGGGAGGCCAAGGAAGCUGCUCAGUAGCCUACAAUACACAGAACUACCGCUCAGCCCACAGCAGAGUGGUGCGGGCCGUGAUGCCACCAGCCCCGGGGAGGGAGGACUGGAGGGGAAAUGAAAGACUUACUGAAGCUGUAGAAAAAUAGAAGUAGGGCUGGGCAUGGUGGCUCACACCUGUAAUCCCAGUGCCGUGGAAGGCUGAGGCAGGCGGAUCACCUCAGGUCUAGAGUUCGAGACCAGCCUGAUCAAGAGGGGGAAAUGCUGUCUCUAGUGAAAAUACAAAAAUUAGCCGGAUGUGGUGGUGCACGCCUGUAAUCCCAGCUGAGGCAGGAGAAUCACUUGAAGUCGGGGGCAGAGGUUGCAGUGAGCAGCAGUCGUGCCACUGCACUUCAACCCAGACUCCAUGGCAAAACCAACAAAACCACCUGAGCUCUGUGAUGCUAUAACUCCCUGCCAGCCCUCUGUCUUGCCUGCUGGAUGGCUGGCUGUGAUAGAGCUAGCUGCCAUGGUGGGCGGCCCUGUGGAGUAGCCAGGGAGGAACUGAGACUCGUCUAACAACUGGGAGAAACAGAAUCCCACCAACAACUAUGCGUGUGAGCUUGCUGUAUGCUCUUGCUAGGGAGCAAGUUAUAGGCUCAGCCGAAGAGGAGGGGACCUUCCAGGGAGUGAAUACCAGGAGCGGGGAGUCAGGAGACUACCCUAGGCCCCCAGCAGGAGAGUGUGUGUGUGUGUGUGUAGUACGGAUUUCUUACUGGGAGAUCAUGGAAAAGCAAGUUAGAGAAACACUCCCAUCAGACGGGGGCCCUGAGGAUAAUCUCAAAACCUCUGGUUCUCUAAAUAAUGUGCGUAGGGCUCACCCAAGCACUCUCUUUCCUUUUUUAAAUUGUGAUAAAAAGUAUAGAGCACUGGCCAGGCGUGGUGCAUGCCUGUAAUGCCAGCUACUAGGUGAGCUGAGGCAAAAUUGCUUGAACCCAGAGGGCAGAGGUUGCAAUGAACCAAGAUCGCACCACUGCACUCCAGCCUGAAUGACUGAGCGAGACUCCAUCUCAAAAAUAAAAAACAAACAUGCAGA
Messenger RNA from Callithrix jacchus (white-tufted-ear marmoset), 3427 nucleotides. It is a transcript of the gene RDH13, whose product is annotated as retinol dehydrogenase 13. The record is from RefSeq and is a predicted model, not a curated record. Gene Ontology annotation, molecular function: oxidoreductase activity. NCBI's taxonomy places the organism in Eukaryota, Metazoa, Chordata, Mammalia, Primates, Cebidae.